This is a messenger RNA of Malurus melanocephalus (red-backed fairy wren), 4228 nucleotides long. RefSeq names its product oncoprotein induced transcript 3 (gene OIT3). The transcript has 9 exons. Lineage: Eukaryota; Metazoa; Chordata; Aves; Passeriformes; Maluridae. Bases 199 to 1851 code for a protein of 550 amino acids. The record is from RefSeq and is a predicted model, not a curated record. Gene Ontology annotation, molecular function: calcium ion binding.
GGUCAAGGCAGGAGCUGUUCCCCACAUCCCUUUGGCUUCUUCCUCUGAUAAACUUCCAGGAGAGCAAUCACUUCACUUGCUCCUCUGGAAGCCUGGAGUCAGAAGCUCCACUGAGAGGAAGGCUGCAAGAGCCACAGCCUGUAUAAGGGUUUUCAGGUUUCUGUCCCUUGAGUGGUGGCUCUUCCUCGGCUCAGUGGGAUGUUUCAGUACUUGUUUUUCUGUAUCUACUUUGUCAUUCAGCUCCAGCCGGUGUCUUCGAUGGCCCUGGACCCCUGCUCUGCCUACGUCAGCCUGAACGAGCCCUGGCGGAACACAGAGCACCAGAUCAACGGCUCUCACGGGCAGCCCACGUGCGACAGCGGCAUCGACGGCGAGUGGUACCGCUUCACGGGCAUGGCCGGCGAUGCCAUGCCCACCUUCUGCAUCCCCGAGAACCACUGCGGCACCCACGCUCCCAUCUGGAUGAACGGCAGCCACCCGCGCCACACCGACGGCAUCGUGCGGCGCCAGGCCUGCGCCAGCUUCAGCGGCAACUGCUGCCUCUGGAACACCACCAUCGAGGUCAAGGCCUGCCCGGGGGGGUACUAUGUGUACCACCUCACCAAGCCCAGCGUCUGCUUCCACGCCUACUGCGGCCAUUUUUAUGACAUCUGUGAUGUGGUGGAUUGCCAGGGCUCCUGCCUGGACACCAGYGACUGCACCUGUUCCCCAGGGACAACACUGGGACCUGAUGGACAGACAUGCCUUGAUGAAAAUGAAUGUGAGCAGAACAAYGGAGGCUGCAGCGAGUUUUGUGUUAACCUGAAGAAUUCCUUCCGCUGCGAGUGCGGGGUCGGACGCACGCUGGGAAGCGAUGGGAAAACCUGUGAAGAAAUUGAAGGCUGUCACAAUAACAACGGAGGCUGCAGCCAUACCUGCAUUGAAGUGGAAGACACCUACCAGUGCGAAUGCCCCAGGGGACUUGUUCUGUCAGAAGACAACCACACUUGCCAAGUUCCAGUGCUCUGCAAGUCCAGCUCUAUUGAGGUGAACAUYCCAAAGGACCUGGUUGGAGGCCUGGACCUUUCCCUCAUCAACACUUCGUGCAAAGGUGUCUCCAAUGGCACUCAUGUCAACAUCCAUUUCUCCUUGAAGUCCUGUGGUACAGUUGUAGAUGUGAUAAAUGAUAAAAUCAUUGCCACCAACCUGGUGACUGGCUUGCCCAAGCAGACCCCAGGGAGCAAUGGGGACAUCAUAGUGCGCACCAGCAAGCUGCUGAUCCCGGUGACGUGCGAGUUCCCGCGCCGCUACACCAUCUCUGAGGGCUACGUGCCCAACCUCAGGAAUUCUCCCCUGGAAAUCAUGAGCCGCAACCAGGGCAUCUUCCCCUUCACCCUGGAGAUCUUCAAAGACAAAGACUUUGAUGAGCCCUACAGGGGUGCCCUUCCCACCCUCAAGCUUCGGGACUCUCUGUACUUUGGGAUUGAGCCCUUGGUGCAUGUCAGUGGGCUGGAGACCCUGGUGGAGAGCUGCUUUGCCACUCCCACCUCAAAAAUCGACGAGAUCCUCAAGUACUACCUGAUUCAAGAUGGCUGYGUUUCUGAUGACUCCGUGAAGCAGUACACGUCAAAGGACCAUCUUGCCAAGCAUUUCCAGGUCCCUGUGUUCAAGUUUGUGGGCAAAGACAACAAGGAGGUGUUCCUGCACUGCCGCAUCCUCGUGUGCGGGGCGCUGGACGAGACCUCGCGCUGCGCCCAGGGCUGCCGGAGACGCGUGCGCCGCUCACAGGAGCAGGAGGAGGAGAAGGAAUCUGUUCACAUGGCAAAUCACAUCCUGACAGGAGGCCCCAUCAGAAUCGACUUUGAUGACUGACACCCACCCUCUGGAACAUCAUCCUUGGCCUUCCUUAUCAAUGCCUGCUGUCAUGGUUGUUUGAGAAAUGAGAGGUAUUUGGUAAAGCCCCGCUUGAACCUCAGGACUCAUUUCCCUAAWCCUGUGGCGAUUMUUUGUGAAGUGUUUUGGGCAGCCCUCGGAUCGUUACCCAGACUGCAGAACAGUUUGGUUUUAUCUGCAUUUCUCCCCAACAACCCUUCAGCUGAAGGGACCCUGUCUCUUUGCAGGCCURAAGUGUUACCCAACUUUGUCUUUCCCUACAUCCACCUACAGGCCCCAGGACUGUUUGUCCUUGACUAAACAAAUGUUAUCCGAGUCCUUCUUGCAUCAGACAGUACAAAUAGUAUCAUAGCUGAGUGUGUUUGCUGUGAGUGAUGCUGAAGCUUUCAGAUGACUGUUAAUAAAAACAUGUAUAAAAUAGAUCUCAUCAUGUGUAAGUUCCUUGGAGCAAUGCACUUGUCAUUACGGGCAGCUAAAACUCUGAUCUGUCGCAGGCACAUUUUAAUGUUAUUUUAAAUAGCAAAAGAUAUUUAAUAAGAUUUUGGUUUGUUUUUUUUUUUAUAAUUGCAUGCAGUUUUAUAGUGUUUCCUCCUGUAUUUAGUGUAUCUUUAUUUUUCUCCCUCUUCUCCCACCACCAAAAAUGCCUUUCCUAAGUGCUGUAGCACCUUGAUUGUAAGAAAAACACCAUUAAACAUCUAUAAACACUUCCCUCCCAGCGUGCUGCAGCCAAGUGUUUGUUUGGAAGUUGUGAUGCAUGGCCCUCGUUAGAGAGGYCAUGGUUCCAACAAAGGAUUAGAGGAAUGCAUGUUAAUUAUUUAUAGCAGUCAUUUGUAAUGUAGGCAGUUCUCAGGACAGGCUGUCCCUAGUGAGCCUGGUGACAGGAGACACCCCAGCGUUGUCUGAGUGGCAAUGGCAGGGGACACAAUUGUUGGUGAUGGUGGUGGCAUUGUGAUUGUCAGGAAUCUCUUUGGGCUGUCAGGCUCCUUCCAAAGCAAAUACAAUGGAUGUGACCAGCUCAGGCUGCUGUGGACUUCACUGAGCUGUGUGAUGAAGGAUUAGGGGUGUGGGGUGAAAGGAAGGAGGCACAGCCAGCAGUGAAGAACAGCACAGGAGAGGCAGGGCUGGAGGAUGACAGGGGAAGGUUCCGUCUCCACCGGUGGCUGUGGCAACUGCAGCGUAUUCCCAAGGUUUUCCACAAGAAGCUUCUCAUUGUGCAGCUCUGUCCUGCGUGUCUGGAGGUCUGCUGGAAGCCCCCCAGCCUUCAUCACUCGUGUUCUGCUUUGCUUGGAGCAGCCAAAUUGCUGCAAAAGCCAAAAUUUGCUGCUGCUCUCAAAUGCAAGGGCAAUCCGUUUGAAGGGACCAUUUAGAAGGGAGACACAAAUCACCUCAAACAUUUCAACUUAUUUCAYGGAUUUAUUUGUUCUGGCAAGUGAGAUUCCAGUGAGGAAUGGAUAUUUAAUGGGCUGAGAGUUUAAUAAUUUUCCUACAUGGCUUCGUGGCUGCUUUUCCAAUCUGGGAAUAYGUGUGUGUGUGUUAGAGUAAACGAAAAUGUUUCUUUGAUGAUAAGCAGGUAGAAAUGGAAAGACACUUUUCAUGUCUUAUCUAACCAUAAGUGAAAGAAAAAGAAAGGAAAAAGGCUUCUCCUAGGAUUGCUGUUCUGCUGAUUCACAUCUGCGUUAGGACCACACRGGAAGUUUCCCACUGUCACUUCUUUGUUCAGGCAGCCUCCGCUAAAUGUAUUUGUUUUGAUAAAACAAGAAUUGGGAAAUGAAAUUAAUUAUCUGGUGCCUUCUGGAGAAUCAAGUGGUGUUGUUUGUUCRUGUGGAAGGGAUGUGGGGGAGUGAUGGAGGAACAAGAUCCUUUCCUGGCUUAUUUCAGUUAUUGUGCACAUUAUUUGGUUCUUCCUGACAAAUUCACAUGAAGCAGUGAAUUCCACUUUGCAGCCGAAAACAAUGCCAUCAAUACACAAAGUCAAGAGGAAGCCAUGGGAUGAGCAAAGUGGUGGUGUCUCUGUGUCCAGAGCAGGGUGGAAUUGAAGAUGACCCAAGGUUUGUGCAGCACCCUGGAGAAUCCUGUGAUCAGCUCCUUCUGUGGCUGUACACCACCAGAUAGCAGGAGCAGCACGGAGGGGAAGCAAUUUUCAGUUUGGAUGCAGUUUUACCAGAGUUCAUGCGCUGGUUUGCUGCUGCACAGGAUUAUCUGGUGGUUUGUUGGAGUCACUGUCACCACUUGAUGGUUCAAAUAUUUUCUUGCAAGGGGCUUUUCCACAUAACCACAGCAAAAAAUGGACCUACGCAAUCGCUGGCCUGCAUGCAGCAUCUGUAGGGUUUGUAGAGGAAUGGUCAUGUGAAAGCUU